Capronia coronata CBS 617.96 is the source of this 420-nucleotide messenger RNA. RefSeq lists its product as uncharacterized. The coding region runs from base 1 to 420 and encodes 139 amino acids. Gene Ontology annotation, cellular component: Golgi cis cisterna; Golgi membrane; endoplasmic reticulum. NCBI's taxonomy places the organism in Eukaryota, Fungi, Ascomycota, Eurotiomycetes, Chaetothyriales, Herpotrichiellaceae. Gene Ontology annotation, biological process: retrograde transport, endosome to Golgi; endoplasmic reticulum to Golgi vesicle-mediated transport. The record is from RefSeq and is a predicted model, not a curated record. The transcript has 5 exons.
AUGCCCAGCAUGUGGCUCACAGAUGUGCAGAAGAUUGGGGUGGCUUUCUGCUCUGGAGGUGGAUUGUUUCUGUUCGGAGGUGUCCUCAUGUUCUUUGAUCGUUCCAUGCUGGCAAUGGGCAAUAUUCUGUUCCUCAUCGGCCUCACCCUCAUCAUCGGCUUUCAUAAGACGUUCAUGUUCUUUGCCCGGCGGCAGAAGCUCAAGGGCACAGCAGCGUUCAUGAGCGGCAUUUUCCUCAUUUUGAUUCGUUGGCCGCUGAUUGGGUUCUUGGUCGAGCUAUACGGGAUCUUUGUACUGUUUGGGGACUUUUUCGCGACCAUCGCCUCGUUCGCAGGUAACAUUCCGAUCGUGGGGCCGUAUAUCCAGAUGGCACUGCAAAAGAUGUCAAGAGGAAGACGGAAUGCCGAACUGCCUGUGUGA